UGACAGGGCGAUCAGAGGACAGACGACCACCACAUUGGCACACCACCGAGCCUUGCUCCCAUUCCUGGGACUAAACACGGUUCAAAGUAUUUCUGUACAGGUCCGAGUGCGCCCAUGCAGAACCACAUGAAAUGAAUAAAGCACCACAGCCUAUAACGGGACCCCCCUCUGCCACCCACCCUGCCCCCUCCCCCGGAAUCCAACAGGCCACCUUCCCUCCUGGACAACCCCCUUCUGUUGUCUUUGCCACCCCACCUCCACAAAUGAACACAGCACCACAGCACCGACAGUUUGCCCCCGGGCACCGUGCUUUACACCAACAGGGAGGAUUCAGGUCACUGCAGCCGUACUACAGCCGGCCCAGCAAUGCCCCCCGGGUGCCCCCCAGCAGCACGCCAAGGCCUGUGGCGCCCACACACGUCUACCAGCCGGGCCAACAGAUGAUGAUGAUCCCCUCACAGCAGAUCCCCUUCCCCAACCAACAGGGCCCUGCCUACUUCAUUCCCGGACAGUACCGGUCAACGUACGUGGCCACCCCUCAGCAGUACCCGGUCCCACCGGGCACUCCAGGCUUCUACCCAGGCACCAGCCCAGCUGAAUAUGGUACAUAUGCAGGGGCAUACUACCCGGCCCAACAGCAGUACACGUCCUCCGUGCCAGCUGCUCCGGUCAUCAUGAACCCUCCCCCCCAGCAGCAGCAACCACCUCCACAGCAACAGAUCCAUCCCAAAAGGGAGCGCAAACAGAUCAUAAUACGAGACCCUAACCAGGGUGGUAGAGACAUAACUGAGGAGAUUAUGUCAGGGGGCACCCGCAGUGGCACCACCCCCACACCCCCACAGGUGAGCGACGAUUCUUCAGAGUCGUCUAUAUCUGGAUCAGAGGGCCCAGCCGUUGGCCAGGCCGACGGGGAGAACGUGACACCUGUCGUGGUCAGACCAGAUGACCGAGGGAAUCCUGCAGCCACUCUCAUAACUGGCCCCCCAGCCCUGUCUAAAACCCCUGAACUGGUCAAGACUUACCCUGCCCCAACAGAGGUCAAACUCCCAGACACAAACAUUAAAUCCCCUUCCUUAUCCCAGGACCUACCCACACCCCUGUCGGUAACUACCAGCCACCACACUACUGUCCCUACUACCCCCCAACCCUCAACUAGUUCCAUUGCAGACAUGAUGGACGCUCCAGCCGCUGCUCCAACCCCAUCUGCCCCUGAAGUGCCCGCUUACCCUGCACCCCUGCCUGAACCCCGCCCCACUCCUGCAGCUGAGGAGCAUCCCUCAGCUGCCAAGGAGGAGCGGGAGGAAGUGAAUAUUAAAGAGGAGGUGGCGGAGGCUAGGCAGGAGGUGACUACAUCAUCCAAACCUGAGCCUUCCCUUGCUCCAGUGAUCACCCCUAGGAGCAGCACUAAUGGUAUCUCUGCCACCCAGCCCCCCAGCCAAGGAGGAGGAGCCAGCAGCCCUGUCCAUCAACAUGCCCACCCCCCAGGCAGCAGAACCCCCCCCGGAGUCUCCCAUCGCCCAGCCAGAGGAGCUCAGGCUGCCCAAUGGCCUGCCGCUCCCCAGCCCCAGGACCCUGAGAAGAUGUCUGCGGAGUCGUCCGAGUGUGACGUCAGCCCCAUUGCUGAGCCUGAGGUGGCUCAGUUACUGAGCGAGGCACCCAUGCCUAAACUGACGCAUGUUGCAGUCACAGCAACGCCCGCCCCCGUUGCCCAGGCCACGCCCGCCCCCGUUGCCCAGGCCACGCCCGCCCCCGUUGCCCAGGCCACGCCCGCCCCCGUUGCCCAGGCCACGCCCGCCCCCGUUGCCCAGGCCACGCCCGCCCCCAUUGCCCAGGCACCGCCUGUCCUAGCUGAGACUGCUACUACUACAGUUGUAACUGCUCCCCGUGUAGAAGACGAGAUGGACUCUCCACCACCACAGAGCACCACCCCAGCCGGGGAGAGUUCUAUGCAAGCUGCUGUUUCUGUGCCAAAAAAAAAGAGGAAGAUGAAGGAUCUGAACAAGAAGGAGGCUGUUGGAGACCUCCUAGAUGCCUUUAAGGAGGAGCAGGUAGUGGAGAGCACUCCUGAGCCAGAGCAGGCCACACCCACUUCUGCCUCUGACGCUAAGGAGCCCCGCCCGGCCAACACCCCUGCAGUCGAAGAGGUGGAUGAGACGUGGGAGGAGAAGGAGGACAAACUGGAUGCAGAGAAUAUCGAACCCAAGCCCGAGGAUCUGAAGUACCAAUACAAAGAGGAACUAUGUCGGCCUAUAGACCCAGAGGAGAAGAAGAGGUAUGACAGGGACUUCCUGCUGGGCUUCCAGUUCAUCAGUGCCGCCAUGUCCAAGCCUGAGGGCCUGCCUCAGAUCAGUGACGUGGUGCUGGACAAGGCGAAUAAGGCCCCUCUCCGCCAGCUGGACCCCAGCCGUUUGCCAGGGAUGAACAUGGGCCCCGACUUCACACCGUCGUUUGCCAACCUGGGCAGGCCUGGAAUGGGAGGAGGUGGAGGUGGCCACAGAGGAGGGCCACCCUCUGGUAUGGGUGGUGGAGGACCGCGUCGCUCCCAACAGGGUCAGCGUAAGGAGCCCAGGAGGAUCAUCAACAUCUCUUCGUCUCUGACGGAAGACGUGAAGCUCAACAAGGCUGAGAAGGCCUGGAAGCCCGCUGUCAAGAAGGCUACCAGUGGGCAAGCUGCUCCUGAGGAGGAGAGCGACGACUCGGAACAGGCCAAGACCCAGGAGCUGUUCAAGAGGGUCCGUAGUAUCCUGAACAAGCUGACCCCUCAGAUGUUCCAACAGCUGAUGAAGCAGGUCACAGAGCUGACCAUCGAUACAGAGGAGAGGCUGAAGGGAGUGAUAGAUCUGAUCUUUGAGAAGGCCAUCUCUGAACCCAACUUCUCCGUGGCCUACGCCAACAUGUGCCGCUGCCUUAUUGGGCUCAAAGUCCCCACCACAGACAAGCCGGGAGUCACUGUGAAUUUCCGCAAGCUGCUUCUGAACCGCUGUCAGAAGGAGUUUGAGAAGGACAAGGACGAUGAUGUCAUCUUUGAGAAGAAGCAGAAAGAGCUGGACGCUGCAGCCACGGAGGAGAAGGAUCGCCUGAAGGCAGAGCUGGAGGAGGCCAAAGACAAGGCGCGGCGGCGGUCGCUAGGCAACAUCAAGUUCAUUGGUGAGCUAUUCAAGCUGAAGAUGCUGACGGAGGCCAUCAUGCAUGACUGCAUCGUCAAGCUGCUGAAGAACCACGAUGAGGAGUCACUAGAGUGCCUCUGUAGACUCUUGUCAACUAUAGGCAAGGACCUGGACUUUGAAAAGGCAAAGCCACGUAUGGACCAGUACUUUGCCCAGAUGGACAAGAUCAUCAAGGAGAAGAAGACAUCGUCCAGAAUCCGCUUCAUGCUGCAGGACGUACUGGAUCUCAGGAGGAACACGUGGGUCCCCAGGAGAGGAGAGCAGGGCCCCAAGACCAUAGACCAGAUCCACAAGGAUGCUGAGCUGGAGGAGCACAGGGAGGUUCUCAAGGUGCAGCAGCAACUCCUCAACCAGAACACCCGAGGAGGAGUUGGAGGACGUGGUGGUGGAGGAAGAGAUCAGGGGAGCCGCGGGGGCCAACACCCCCAGACGGGCCAAAGGAGUCAGCCCCAGGACGAGGGCUGGAACACAGUUCCCAUCUCCACCAAGAGCAGACCCAUCGACACCAGCCGACUCAGCAAGAUCACUAAGCCCGGGGCUUUGGACUUCAACAACCAGCUGCUGGCGCCCCAGCUCGGGGGUAAGGGCAUGUGGGGCAGCUGGGGCAAGGGCAGCAGUGGAGGCACCACCGGAGCCAAACCCGCUGGUGAAGCCACCCCAGAGUCAGGAGGCCGCCCAGCCACCAGCACCCUCAACAGGUUCUCAGCAUUGCAGCCACAGCAGCCCUCCUCCUCAGGGCCCUCACAUGACUCGGACAGAAGAGUUCCUCAGAGGAACAGCUCGAGCCGGGACCGUGGCAGCGACAGAUUCGAGCGUCAUGACCGUGGCAGCAACGACCGCUUCGACAGGCGGGAUGACCGGCGAGACGACCGGGACAGGAACCGGCCCCCGGUCACCAAGCGGAGCUUUAGCAGGGAGACGGUGGAGCACAGCAGAGAGAGGGAGCACAGCGGCCCUGCUGAUCCAGUACGCCGUGUAGCCAGCAUGACCGAUGAUCGGAGCAGCAGAGACCGAGCCAGGAGCAAAGACAAUGUGAAGAGGGAAGCUACUCUGACCCCCCCUCCUGCCCAGAACAAACCUGCCUUGAGUGAAGAAAUGCUGGAAAAGAAGUCCACAGCUAUCAUAGAGGAGUACCUACACAUCAACGACAUGAAGGAGGCGCUGCAGUGUGUAGUGGAGAUGAACAGCACCCCGCUGCUCUUUGUAUUUGUACGGAGUGGUCUAGAGUCCACUCUGGAGCGCAGCCCCAUCGUCAGAGAACGCAUGGGCCUGCUGCUACACCAGCUGUACAAGGCAGGGACCCUGCCCAAAGAGCAGUACUACAGAGGGCUUCAGGAGAUACUGGAGGUGGCGGAGGACAUGGCCAUAGACGUCCCCCACAUCUGGCUCUACCUGGCUGAGCUUAUCACCCCUAUGCUUCACGAAGGAGGCAUCCCCAUGGGACAGCUCUUCAAGGAGAUAUCCAAGCCCCUGGUUCCUCAGGGGGCGGCUGGAGUUCUGCUGGUCCAGAUCCUCACCUUACUCUGCAAAGGAAUGAGCCAUAAAAAGGCAGGCGCCAUGUGGAGGGAGGCGGGGCUUAGCUGGAAAGACUUUCUGCCUGAGGACGAGGACGUCAACAAGUUUGUGACAGAAAAGAAUGUGGAGUUCACCCUGGGAGAAGGAGGAGAUGAGACAGAGAAGAGCAGUAAGAAAGAGCUGAGCUCAGAGGAGCUGAACAAACAGCUGGACAGACUCAUACAGGACAAGGCUGACAACCAGAGGAUCUAUGAUUGGGUCGAGGCUAACCUGGACGAGACGCAGAUGUCCUCCAACAUGUUUGUCAGAUCAGUCAUGACAUCCAUCUGCCAGUCAGCCAUCAUCUGUGAGAACCCUUACAAGUUGGAUGCGAAGGUGAUCACCCGGAGGGCCAAGCUGCUCCACAAGUACCUGAAGGAUGAGCAGAAGGAGCUGCAGGCUCUCUACGCCUUGCAGGCCCUCAUGGUGGAGAUGGAGCAGCCUGCCAACCUGCUGCGGAUGUUCUUUGACACGCUGUAUGAUGAGGACGUGAUCAACGAAGAGUCCUUCAACAAGUGGGAGUCCAGCAAGGACCCCGCAGAGAUGCAGGGUAAGGGUGUGGCCCUGAAGUCCGUCACCGCCUUCUUCACCUGGCUCCGUGAGGCCGAGGACGAGGAGUCUGACAACAACAGCUAGGACCUGCUCACCAGCGCCCCCUGAACUCUGGGGAGACCUGGAGGAGGAAAAAGAACAUCCUGUUGAUGAUUCAGGAACAUGGGGCUGUUAGAAUCAACAAAAUCCUUCAGCGUUAAAAAAAAAAAGAAGAGGAAAAAAUAAUCUAGGAGAUUCUACUACGGAUUGAACAUGCAAUCGUUUUCUGUUUUCUUUUCUUCAUUUUUGUUUAUUUUGCUGCCGAAUGUCUUUGAACUAAAUUGAUAAAGUAAUUGCGAGAGCGAUAAGCAUUACAACAAGCUGUAGGGGUGGCUGUUUCCUUCAGUGUUUUGAGGUUUUAUCCCUUGUUUUAAAGGCGUCAUGUUGCCGUAGCAACACUAUUCAUGAUGUUUAGCAAAACAACAAAUUAAAUCCCCAACAGACCGAACUAAUAAAGGCUGCUCAUAUAUAUAUUUUUGAUUACAUCAUAUAUCCUGUUGAAUGAGACAUGAUGGCCAUCAUGUUGAAUGUAUGAUUCUACACGACUCUGUCAGUGAUUUAGCUCUUUCUUUUUGAGUUUAGGAUGAUUGAAGUGUUUCUUUUUUUUUAGAUAAAAGAAAAUAUGUAUAAAGAAAAGUGGACAUGCUGGAGCUCGCUUUCUUUGAACAUUACAGUGUGGACUUCCUGUCUGGUGGAGAGGGACAGUGGGGCAAUGGACAAUGACCUUUUGCUGCUGGGGGUCACAAUGCUUCCUUAUGGCCAUGCUCGCCAACCCCAAUUUGUCCCGUGUUACUUUUUUCCUACACUUCCAAAAACUGUGGGUCUGGAAAGGGAGAACGGGCUUGCAACGAUGUGGAUUUUUAAAAAGAGAAAAUCAUAAUUCAAACUUGAAAGGUCUAUAUAUAAAUCAUCUUUAAAGAAGCAAUUUCAAAAGAGUAUAAAAUUACAUUCACAGUACGUUUCCUAAGGCUUUUUCUGCUUCCGUUUAGUGGAAAUGCAUUUCAGGAGAGUUCUGUAAUAUAUUGCUUUUUUGUUUUUCAAAAAUAAAAAUUCUAAUGUUAUGCCAUGUAUUUUUUUUCUGAAACAAAGUGGCAGUUCUCUGUAUUUAUAUUUUUCUCUCCUCAGCUAGCAGGUGCUUGUAAUGAUCCACCUGAAGUCAUUGAUUACAAUUUAAUUGAAUAUUUUGUAAAUACUUUUUUGCUUUACUUUAUGAAGUAUUUAAUUAAGAAAAUGAAUGCCUCUUUUCAUAUCUAAAACUGGAAAAGAUAAUAAAGAACAUUGCAAAUAAGA
Messenger RNA from Oncorhynchus keta (chum salmon), 6602 nucleotides. RefSeq names its product eukaryotic translation initiation factor 4 gamma 1-like. The record is from RefSeq and is a predicted model, not a curated record. Gene Ontology annotation, cellular component: eukaryotic translation initiation factor 4F complex. Lineage: Eukaryota; Metazoa; Chordata; Actinopteri; Salmoniformes; Salmonidae. Gene Ontology annotation, molecular function: translation initiation factor activity; mRNA binding; protein binding.